This is a messenger RNA of Striga hermonthica, 495 nucleotides long. The record is from the annotation of a GenBank genome assembly. Lineage: Eukaryota; Viridiplantae; Streptophyta; Magnoliopsida; Lamiales; Orobanchaceae.
GGCUGGGGUUCAGGCCCGAGUCUAUACCAUUACUCACGAUGAGGCAGCCAACAACGCAGGUACCAUGUCGGGAAUGAUUUCUUUAUCCAAUGUCUCUAUCUUUGCAUUGUGUGAUACCGGUGUUGCUCAUUCUUUUAUUUCCUCUCGAUGCCUUGAGGCCCUAUCUGUGUUGAAUGUUUGCAAAGUCGACCCUCUCGAGGUCAGCCUAGCCUCGGGAAAGAUUAUUACCUCUGAUUCUGUGGUUCGCAACCUUCCUAUUUGUAUUGGUGGUCGAGUUCUGGAGGCCGACGUGUAUGUUAUUGAAAUGCGGGACUUCAAUGUGAUUCAGGGCAUGGACUGGCUCACUCGCUAUCGAGCCGAUAUCCGUUGCCAGGAGCGCGAAGUCACUCUCUUCCUGAUUUCCGAUCAGCCUGUUACUUUCUAUAGGGUGAAGUGGAGGACUGUGCCUCGAGUCAUCUCUUCCCUUCGAGCUAGAAAGAGCCUGUCUAAGGAGCU